Physcomitrium patens is the source of this 3433-nucleotide messenger RNA. The record is from RefSeq and is a predicted model, not a curated record. Lineage: Eukaryota; Viridiplantae; Streptophyta; Bryopsida; Funariales; Funariaceae.
GCAAGAGGGGAGAACCUGGUGGACGUCACCUAUGCCAUCGCACGGUUUGGAACCCAUCUCACCCAUUGCGGCGUUUUCCCUAAUCCCAUUAAUUCAAAUCAAGAAUUCCUUUCAGCUGGAGGUGGCAACCAUGCACAGGAUUAUUAAGUUCUUGCGAUUGAACCCUUGGGGGUUUAGUGACGGAUCGUGCCGACGCUGAGGUUUGUGGAGUGGCGCUACUGCUGGCGGGAUCGGUCUUGCAACUGGCAUUGUUUUCGGGACUCGUUUGACGGUUUCUUGGGAUACGUCGUCGACUCAGCGGUGAAUGUCAAUGGUGAGGGACUAUGGUUAGACUUUGGUUUGAAAUGCUGUAGUGUUAUACGAGGGUAAUUUUGCCUUGUCGGCCCUCCUGUACGAUGUUGCAGAAUCCUCGUAACUUGAACAGUCGGCGAGCGUGCUUUUUCAGCUUUCGGUGCGCUGGGAGUGUGUGUACGGAAAAGAGCCGAGACAAUAUCGGAUGUGGGUGGGGUUGGUCUCUUCGCUAGCUCUGGUGGACUUGGAUUCCUAUAUUUCCAUACUAACACUGCUCUCAUAGGUUAUUUCGGGAGUAUUCUCUGAGUCUGAUUGUGCUUUAUGUGGGCAUGCCUCGGCUUCUUUGUCCUUUUGCAUGGGUUCUACAGAACUAAGUAGUCGCAGGCGUGUCUCCUUACCAUGAUGCAAGUGUACGCUAAACGUGAACCUUCCGCUCUCGAAACUCUAUUUGACCUUUGAUUCUGGUGAAUACGACUGCAGUGUAUUUAUAUUUUUUUACUUUUUAUCAAGCUUCGUUCUUCACCUUAAAGUGUACAGACGAGGAUUAGAAAAAUUGUUGCAACAUGUUCUAACCCUAUUGAAUAAGAAAACUUGAUUCUGAGAGAAAACGUUUUUGUGAUUUGUAAUGCUGAUCAGUUUCCAGAAGUCGCAAACCUCCUGAUUUCUUCACCUCUAUGUGAACCUUUUUUUUUCGUGUGAUAAGUUUAUUUUAGUGGGGGAAGGAUUGCCUUGAUAUCUCAUAUCGUUAAGAACCGAAAAGGCUUCGAUCUUGUUGUUCCUACACUUCUGGGGAUGGGUGAACAACCAGAGCUGCCGUCGCUCAUUGGCACUCCAUCUUUUACAUUAGACUUGUAUUCCCAAAAUAUACAAUUUCAACACAUGGGGAAUGUGGCUGUGCUAACCUGAAUUUGUGGUGGUUUUAGUCUUUCAAGUGCUUUAUCAAGACUUUUCCUUAACUCACCACCUCGGCCGGUAUUUUUAGGGACUACGAAGUACGUCUUGAAAGCUUAAGACGAAUGGUCAACUGAAUUCUGCUGCAAUAAUGUUAGCAUGUGCUUUUGCUCAUUGAUGAACUGAGGACUACGCAAGCCACAAACGUCUUCCAAUUCAUUUCGCCUCGUCGACACUUCACCUCUCACAACAAAAGCUCCAUUUUCUUUCGGCUCAGUGAUUGUAGUGUAAGAUGACGAUUGGCAAAGAAUUCACGGAGCCGCUCAUAAACGGGGAAUUGAAUCCUCCACCUAUUACCCCCGCCGUGUUCACCAUUGCAGAAAAUUAUAUUGCUGUCACUCGGCCCUUAAGUGAUGGACUCGGAAACAACCCAGUGAGCCACGACCCUGAGGAGAAGGCCACCUCUCAGUGGGUGUGGGGAGAGGUUCGAGAGCAGUGCUGGCUAGCUGGUCCUAUCAUGGUCAUGUAUAUGUUGCAUUAUAUUAUGGCCAUGGCUGCAACAAUCUACGUCGGUCAUCUUGGAUCGUUCCCCCUGGCUGCAGUGACGUUGGCCAACACCUUCUGCAGCCUGACGGGAUUCACCGUGUUGGCAGGAUUGUCCAGCGCCCUUGAGACGCUAUGCGGGCAAGCAUACGGUGCAAAGCAGUAUCACUUGCUUGGGAUCUACUUGCAACGUGCUGCUUUCUUCCUCACAGUUUGUGCAGCUGUACCCAUCGCCCUCAUUUGGCUUAACAUGGAACGCAUCCUUGUGGCCAUGGGCCAGGAUCCUGAAAUUGCCCAUGCUGCACACACCUACGCGUUCUGGUUAUACCCAAUCUUAAUUUUGUACUCAAUUUUUUUUCCAGUCAUCAAAUUCUUUCAGACGCAGGGGGCGGUGUUUGAGUUAAUGGUGUGCUCGGCGAUGACUGUUUUGUUCCAUGUGCCACUCUGCUGGUUCAUUAUCGACAAACUCAACGUGGGCUACAAAGGUGCAGCGUUAGCCACCAACAUUUCUAUGCUCAUUGAUUUGAGCUUUUGCUUUGCGUUUAUAAGAUUUUCACCACGAUUUGAGAAGACUUUCUCUUCUUUCUCCUGGGACGCAUUUCAAGAACUCGGGGAGUUUUUUAGCCUCGCUCUACCGUCCGCGACAAUGAUGUGUUUGGAACACUGGUCGUUUGAAAUUUUGACGUUUCUGGCGGGGGUGCUUCCGAACUCCAAACUAAAUAUCUCUUCUUUUGCCAUUUGUAUGGGGCUAUUGUCAUUGGCGAAUAUGACUACGCUUGCAUUCGGCUCUGCAACGAGCGUGAGAGUUUCAAAUGAGUUGGGAGCAGGGAAGGCGCAUUCUGCACGCUUGGUUGUGGCUGUAUCCGUGGCCCUUGGGAUAGUCUAUGGUUGUGUAAUGGCUAGUCUCAUUUACUCACUCCGUGAUGUUUGGGGAUGGGCAUUUACUAACGACUUCGAAGUGGUGAAUCAUGUAGCCCAUGAUGCACCUCACCUCGCAAUACUUGCGAUUCUUUAUGGCAUUGGGGCCAUUCUGUCAGGAGUGGUAAGAGGUAUUGGAUUCCAACGAACUGGUGCUAUUGCCAACUUGGGAGCCUACUACGCCAUUGGAUUACCUGUUGCCUUCAUCUCGGUCUUUGUGUUCCGUUCUGACUCAUGGGGAUUAUGGCUGGGUAUGGGUUGUGGCCUUGUGAUACAAGUAAUAUGCUUCAUGUAUAUCAUUCUAUGUACAAGCUGGGAUCAACUGGCAGAGGAAGCCAUGCUGCGAUCACUUUCCUUCGAUUCACGGCUACCGAUCUUGGCACCACCUGUGACAAAGCCACUUCUAGAGGACAGCCGUUCACUGGAAGACAAUCAAAGAUUCUCCACCCAAUCAUAGAUGAGCUCUAGCUCUCCACGUUUAUUGAAGAACUCUUUGAAAGAGGUAGCAUGCAUUAUGCACACUAGGUAGUCCAUCUGACUUAGUGGAUCAAGUGUACAGAAAUACGGUAUAUAAAUUGUACAAUGCAACUGCUCAGAAGCAAACGUCUAGGUGUUACAGAAAUCUGCCACAAUUGAGUUUUGCUUUAGCUCCUGAAUGCUCUCAGGUGUCAUGAGCAGAACAAGAUACAGCAAUCAUAUCAUGUUGUGAGGCCCUUCAAAAUGAAUCUAUUCUAAAUUAUCCAUUUCAGAGUCUCACUCUCAAAUUGGGUAGUUGAUAUCUCUUUGUGUA